This is a messenger RNA of Ruditapes philippinarum (Manila clam), 2199 nucleotides long. Its product is annotated as E3 ubiquitin-protein ligase TRAIP-like. The record is from RefSeq and is a predicted model, not a curated record. The transcript has 10 exons. Lineage: Eukaryota; Metazoa; Mollusca; Bivalvia; Venerida; Veneridae. Bases 158 to 1807 code for a protein of 549 amino acids.
CACCGGUAAUUAUAUCGGGAAAGAAAGAUGGCGGCCUCCACCAGUGCUACAAAAUAUUUCUUCAAUUGACUAUUGUAACACGUAAAGAUCAAGAUCAAGAAAGAAGUUUACCAACGUACCUAUAACAUUGAAGGAAGGAGAAAAAGCCAGGGUAAAAAUGAUGGAAGAUGUGGAGGGUGCACCUGGUGCAGUCUGGGAGAAAUCUCCUUCACCUAUCGAGCUUACAUUAAAUGCCAGGACUGUAUGGGUGGGCACAUUCAGGGGGGCACCUGUAGAGCCUAUACUUAUCUCCAACACUGGACUUAACUUCUUUAUUGAAGGUGCUACUGGUACACACACAUUUCACAUUUACCCACAGGAAAUUCAGCAGUGCUUGACCAGGUUUGAAAGCGAGACAAACUUGAUAUUUUUUUUUACAACACAAAGUUGUGCUGUACGAACAAGGAAAGAUCUUGGAAUGGUUGUUUACCCUGACCCCAGUAAACCCCCUCCAGAACACUAUUAUGAUCCCUUAGGAACAGAUUCUCGGCAUCAGAUGAUUAUUAUAGUGAUGGACCAGUUACCUGUGGACUUCAAGAAGUAUAUGGAAUUAUUCAAGUCAUGGGGGAAACAGGGAGAUGAAGCAUUCUUAAUGGAGCUAAGCAAGGAGGAGGCAGAAGAGAUAUUCCGCCAGUCUACCAUUGUCCACAGGGUACAACAGGGUGUGGCGACCUCAGCCAAUGUUAUGGAUCACGGUUAUAGUCAGGCUGAGGAAGAUCGACAAAGUAACAGAUACACAAUGUGGGCACAAUGUAUAAUUUGUCAAGAACUGUUAAAGAAUGACGAUCAGGUGAUAUCGGCGAUUAGUUGUGGUCAUACAUUUCAUAAUCAUUGUUUGAACCAGUGGUUAGAAAAUGGUAGGACAUGCCCUAGCUGUCGUGUACAGGUUGAUAAGAAAAAGAUCAUUGAAAGAUUAUAUUUUGAUGUACCUGAAGAUAAUGAUGGUAUUGUAGAUGAUGGAAAGCUGCAAAAUGAGAUAGACAGACUUAAAUUAGAGGUUAGGAAAAGAGAAAAAGAAAAAAAUGAUAUAGUGAAGGAAAAGGGGAAACAAGAUGAAAGGAUUGAGGAGCUACAGAAUGCUAGAGAUAGAAUGUCUAAGCUGCUUAAAGAGGAACAGACUAAAGUCAGUGCUCAUCUGAAGACAUUGAAGUAUUAUGAGAGCCAACAGAAAGCCUUUGAUCUGGAACGACAGGAGUACCAUAAAAUCAAACAGUCAUUAGUGACACUAUCACUACAGAGCCUUAAAGUCCUGCUUGAUGGCGCUGAAUCUGACGCAGAUGACAUCAUUUCCAGUGCCGGUGAAGUUGGGAGUGCCGUCCAACAUUUGCCAAGGCAAGUGACAUUGAUGAAAAGUGAAUAUGAGAAGCUGAAAUUAGAAAAACAUCAAAUGAAGGAAAAUUACGAGAAAAUUCAACAGACUGAUAUGUUGAAAAAUAAGAAAAUUAAUGACCUAACAAAACAAUGUGCAAUAUUUCGGGAGCAAUUGGAGAGUAUGAAAAUGCAGACAUGUUGUGCAUUAACACCAAAAUUAGAACAUCCUGAGGGCAGCCAGAAUAUUAACUUGAACUUGACACCAGACUUGUUCACAUCACCUGUUAAAAAUACACAAUCUGAGCAUUCAGAGAAGCCCAGUACUUCCUGUGAUACUGCUUUAUCUAAAAGAUCACUUGGGAAAUCCCAGAAAAGAUCGUGUGAUAGUGAAGACACAGAGAACCAAGAACAAACAAAAUACCUCAAAUUUACGUCUGCAGCGGAGAAAAAUGCUUAAAAGUUGAAGCGUUUCAGAAGUGAGAGUGCUAUCAAAGGUUCUAAUUCUAUAGCAACAUUAGCUUCCAUGAAUAUAUUUAAGAAACGUGAACUUGGUGGGCACAGUAACAAUCAACGUAGCAUUGUACAGAAGGGUUUUGACAGCCUUGGAGGUCAUACCAUGCAUUUGUUAUUAAAUUCGUAUUGGAAACCCAUUUAAAAAGCCAAGUGUCAAGAAAAGCUCUAGUCAAAAUAAACUAUCAAAUUUCAGUAAAACACCAUCCUUACCAAAACUUGAUAACUUUGUGAUUAUAGAUGCUUAAAACUAAUUAUUGCAGCUCAGUUUCUAAUUUACUGACAUGUUGACUUGGGAAUAUAAUUAUACCCCCCCCCCCCCCCCCCCGCACAACAAAA